Molecule: messenger RNA, 1011 nt
Organism: Colletotrichum graminicola M1.001
Lineage: Eukaryota; Fungi; Ascomycota; Sordariomycetes; Glomerellales; Glomerellaceae
Exons: 1
Coding region: 1-1011 (336 amino acids)
Source: RefSeq, a predicted model, not a curated record
AUGAAGGGCCGUCCCAUCGAUCAGCUCGUUUACGAGCACAUGUUCCCCAAGCCUCGCGCCAGCGACCCCCAGAACUUCCACGCCCUUUUGCAACGCAGCCUCAUCCUGGAGGUUCGUCAAGAGGUCCACUCCUUCUAUGGCCACCUCGACACACAAGAAGCCAAAUAUCCGGGAUUGGAUUAUUGCAAUCCCAUUCAUCGCAUUCGCCUGAGCCGCUGGACUUGGCACCGUCGCCUUUUCCGAGCGUUUGACAACCUUCGUCUUACCCCCAACGAGAUCUCGGGCUUGACCAAAUGGGAGGGCACGAAAUGGGCCAAAGAGCGCUAUGAGAAGGAGCAGGGCAUCACUAUCAGGGAUACGGCGAAUGAUGGAUUCCCGGACUGGGUUGAGCCCGAAGACCGCCCUACUCCCCCGGUCCGGAGCGCUCGAUCACGAUCUGUCGAGACGGACGACGCAACAGCAUCUGGAGACGAAGACAUGGACGGCGAGGAGAGCGAAGAGGAGCUAGAGAGCGUUGGAGUGGCCUUGAACCAGCGGCUGAGAGAAAGGGCAGCCCGGCGAGAGGCGGGAGACAUGUCAACGGUUCUGGAUGAGGAAUGGGAGCAGUGGCUGAAGAACGUCAUCGAGAGUGGUGAGCUGCCGUACAUCUCGAACGGGAUUCCCACAUCAACAACCGACGCUGCAGAUGCGGUUGUCCCGCAGGCCCUAUUUCCUCCUCGCAUGCUGAUGGCUGCCCGCGCCGGCCAGUGGCAAGAUAUCCCCGAUUUCCUCCACGACAUCAUUCGCCGUACUCUCGAGACCAGCUCCGGCCUGGAAGACGCCAUCAUGCCACCGGCUCGUCUGCCCACCCUGGCCAGCUCUAGUGCAGCACGAGAGCGAAGAGGCACCGACGAGCACCACAUUGGCGGUGUCACAAACUGGCGGCGUACGUAUUCGGAUCUGCGCCUCCCUGUUGGCGAUAGCGCGACUAGCCCGGCUUUGCAACGGACGGCACAGGCCCCCGGCGCCUAG